Phlebotomus papatasi is the source of this 1442-nucleotide messenger RNA. RefSeq names its product tektin-1. Lineage: Eukaryota; Metazoa; Arthropoda; Insecta; Diptera; Psychodidae. The coding region runs from base 129 to 1328 and encodes 399 amino acids. Gene Ontology annotation, cellular component: nucleus; microtubule cytoskeleton. The transcript is spliced from 3 exons. The record is from RefSeq and is a predicted model, not a curated record. Gene Ontology annotation, biological process: cilium assembly; cilium movement involved in cell motility.
CAAUUUUCUGUUUCAUGUUCCUAUUAUUUUAUCCUUGAUUUUAUCUUAUAAAAAGCAAAUAUAUCCUGGGAGCAGGGAAGUCAAUAUUAUCGAUCAAACCAGGAGCAUGUUCCAGAAAAGUCAGUAAAAUGUUCCCUCUCAGGAAAUUCACACACAAUGAGUGGAAAGUUAAUAAUCAUGGGAAGAGAAUUAUCUCAGAACAGCAGCAGGAGUUGGCUGAUAGAGUAAUAAGUGAAUCCGAUCGGUUGGUGGAUGAGAUUCGCCUGAAGACUCAUCAGAAUCAUGGAGAGAGCAAUCAUAGACUUGGAGAGAGGAUUUCUGACAUCAAAUUCCUCAGAGAUGAGCUUGAAAGGCACAAAGCUGAGGCUUGUGCUGAGGAAGAAGCCCUCAAGACCUACAGGAUGAGGAUCUCAAAGGCACUUGAGGUUUUCCGUGAGAAAUUCCUGCCAAUAUGCCGGAAGUGCUUGGAACUGAGGGAGCAAAGGAUUCAGACAGACAUUGUACGCGAUGAGGUGGAAAGAAAACUCCAGCAGGAGCUGAGAGUAAUCCAAGAAUCCUUGGAGAGCCUCGACAAGGCUCAUUCAGAUACCACAGAACAAAUCCGAAAGAUUAGGGCUGCUAUGUACCAAGUGGACAAGGACAUUUUUCUGAAGGCUUCAGCUCAGAAAAUUGAUGAAAAAUGCCUGGAAAUCAAACCAUCUCAGCUGAAUCUCAAGAUUCAGAAACUCAAUCCUGAGAAGGAUACCUUCAACACCACAAUGGAAGCCUGGCAGAAGAUUACACUGGACACAAUCCAGAGAACUUCUCAGGAAAUUAAUAAAGCUCGAUCCUUGAGGUCCUUCAUGGAUAUUCUUCUACGGCAACUGGCUGAGGAUAUCUUUACAGCUACAGAAGCCACAAAUGUGGCCUUUGGGCAGAGAAUUAAAGAAGUCAGAGCUACCAAGGAUCGCCUGGAAGAUGUCCACAGGGAGACAUCGCGUCAAGUGAAUGAGAUUGAGCGAAAUCUGGGAAAGCUGGAGCACGAAUUAGCCACAAAAGAAGGCUUCCUGGCAGCUUGUACAACAAGACUCUCGGAGCGUAAGAAACGUCCAGCUACUGAGCUGUGCUUAGACAUUCCUCAAGAGACCCUUCUGAGGGAAUUGGCAAAUCUCAAUGUGAGCUGCAAACAGUUGAAUCAGAUGAUCACAGACACAAAAACCACUCAAAGGUAUUUACUGAACACUCAGAUGCAGCAGGAGCAGGAAAUCAACAUCAAGAUGAAUUCCCUGAAAGUGGACGAAGUGGAUUGCAUGUCUCUGAGGCAAGGGCUUGAGUUCAAAUCCUUUUAGGAAAUAAAACAACUGUCCUUAAAAUUUUCCCUGAGGGACUUUUAAUCACAGUUAAUGUAACUUAUCCUGGACAAACACAAAUGUUUGGAAAUAAACAUAUAAUAGUAAAACAAG